CGGCCAGCUGCAGUCGUAAUUAGACCGCGGAAUAGGCGCAGAGCAUUCAGAGCCUCACACAAAGUGGACAAAACAUCCCGGAGAAUCACGUGAGGUCACUUCGCCUCUCAGUCCUUGUAGUUUUGUGACACAAUUCAGUGCCGUCUUGUGGACAGACUUUUACUUGACUCCAAAAGAGUGCAACAUCACUGCUUUCACCGUUACAAAGCUCUUAAUCUUCAGUUUCAAGCUCACAGUUUUUUUCAACUUCUUCUUUUCUCGACUAAUCUCAACUGCACACUGGCAAGGGUUCUUGUAAGAUGGAAACCAUCGAAGUUGAAAAUGGUAUUACUCAAUUUUAAAUUGAAGCACAAAGUUCGACUGCGGCUGAUAUAACUCCAGGUGUCAUAUCUUCUAAUAACAUGAGCCACCCAGACAGUCCAGAGAUGUGUCGAGGUUCAAGGGAAAUCACCGACGUGACGACUGAAGCAUCUUCAGUCCCACAAACUAAUGAUAUCUCUGCCUUGGAAGCUAAAAUUGUGGAAAACGAAACAAAUACUGUGAAGCUAGAAGAUACAAGAGGAGAUGAAGGGGUAGCCACGACUAACAAGGACAGCGAGGGACGAAAAGAGGAAGCCCUAUCAGUUAUUUCUGACUCCAAAUCCGAAACAGAAUCCUUAACCAGCCUGGAUUUUGCUCCUUUGUCCAGUGUACUUCUGGAUCGAAAUUCCCCUGCACGAAUAUCCAAUGCAUACAAGGAAAAAUCGGGAAUCAGCACCGGAAAUGAGACGAGGAACCAGGGCCCAAAUCUCGUGCAAGGAUUCGCCGACUAUCUGAUAGUCUUGGAAAAGCGGAUGGAUCAAUUGGAGUCCAGUCUAAAGGCUAAGAACGAGGAAGUGGACGAGGACGAUGAUGAUACUGGCAGUCUGCCAUCUAACAUGUCGACCUCUGAGAUUGACGAUUCUAUGAUUGAAAUUUUCGUCAAGUUCUUCAAUUCGGUAGCGUAACUGGAAGAGGAUGGAUCAUAUCCAGCAUCUCACGUUACCGAGAAGGGGACUUUCACGUGCUACCACGACACUCAGCAUCUCAUCCGAGUGCUAUACUCUAAAUUCAAAGGUGACGUGACAGAGCCAACUAAACAGGCGGAUUCCACGCCAACUAAAGUUAAUGAUAUUGACAUCUUGACUUUUGGUGUCUCAUCGGAGACCAUUGCUCUAUUCUUUGAGAAACAAUUGAGCACUAGUGCCGUCGGUGACCGCCUGAUCCGAUUUGGAAAACCCUUCCAACCACUGAUUAGAAAUCUCGGCCCUGUUAGAGAACAUUUGAAGAGGCUGAAGAGUCUUUACGGGUAGGUUGACAUAAAUGCGUGACUACCCUAUUUGUUGACGAUAAGUAUACAGUCGAGUGAUGAUCGGAGGCGUGGAAAAGACUAGGACAGCCUUGGAUGGCUCAACUGAGGCAUCAGCUACCACAUUAAACCGCGAGGAAAGCGAUCUUCUACCCUUUGCACCCGCCAAGAGCGGUGGAAAUGGCGGCAUUCCAGCCUAUGACCGGCCUAUAGCUCUUCUCCACUUUCAAGCCUUCUUAUCCUUCAUCGAUGAAUUGAUGGGCAAGCAAAUCAAAUUAUAUGAGCGUCUUCGCAAUGGGGAGGAGCAUGACGUAGCCUUUGAGAACCUCUGGAUGUUACUCGACACCGAUGUCACCAUUGACCGCUUCGCGAAGCAGCAACAGAGGAAUAUGAAAAUGUCAAAGGUAGUGCACAUACUUGAAUUCGAAGGUAUACGCCUCAAGCUUAUCGAGUGGUGGCUACUUCUGGAGGCAUGCCUUUGGUAACAACCAUGGCUCCUGCAUUUAAAAUGACGAAUGAGGAUGAUGAGGUCGCUGCCAGCCCAUUUAGCAAAUCCUACAUAAAGGCAAACGUUAAGGCUCUCGCAGGUAUACUGACGCAGACGGUAAAGAUUUCAAGGAAAUUUAGAAAUAACUACACAGAUUUCUACGUGUAUGGCUUCUACAUAGACUUCAACGGGUUGAAUUUGGUACGGUCCAGGACGUGUUCGUUUUCAAGCCCUACGAGCGCGAAAUGAAUAUUCAUAAUCUCCAGGCAUACCCCGCACACUAUAAGUUGCGCAAGAAGCUGCUUUACAAUGGCGAAAAGUUUAUUGAUGCCACGAGAGCUUCUCACCUGCAGUACGAAGGGCUGACCGUUGGACCAAGUCGAGAAGAGGUUAGUCUGACCACAUCUAUUUGCACAGGAUAUAGUCACUAAUCUGACAUUUUGAGACAUAGAUUAAUAGCCCGGUGGUGAUAGACAUAAAAUUGGCCUUUGAAGGCGGGUCCGGCACGGAUAAAGCGUUCAUUGAGGUCCUAAAAUUUAAACCGAUUGCAUCUCUCUGGUUGCGCGGUUCAGGAGUGCAGACCUAUAAACUCUUUGGGAAUCCGGUUGCUAUAAUAGGCGGUGCUAGAUCGAUGCACGGCAAGUGUAUACAUUGAAUCACAGAAAAUGCAGCGGGGCAAGAUUGAGUCAAAGAUCAAACUCGUACUCGAAGAUUAUAAGAGCGAGAAGAAUCAGCAAGAUAAGGACGGCGUGGGAUGGUUAAAGAAACUUAUGGAGGAUAACGGAAUCAUCACACUCUUACCAGGGGCAAUACCGGGCUUCGCUCCGAGGAAUCGAAAAUAGGGUUAGUACAAUUGUCCCAACGCACCCAAUCACAAAUUUGGGUCGCUGACAUAAUUUCACACACAGCUGUUCUGAAUCUCGCGCAACACAGGUCUGUUGAGCAGAGCGAUAAUUGGGAGAAUCUUGUCCUUCCCCGGGGACAUCGAAAGAUGGUUCAAGCCAUGGCAGAGACCCACACACAAAAUAUCAGCCCCAACAAGGACGUCAACGUCGGACUGGAUUUGGUGCAAGGGAAAGGUGAGUAACUCGAAUUUCAUUGAAAGAUUCGUUAGCACUGCUGAGAAUUUUGAAGGAAAAGGAUGUGUCAUCCUCUUGCACGUGGUCCCGGGAGUUGGCAAGACUUCUACGGCCGGUAAGUCCAGGCAAAUCCUCCAGCAAAUGAGCAUACUGAAUCAGUUUUACUGAUAGAUGAAUCCAUUUGCAGAAUGUGUCGCUGCUCAUGCUAAGAAGCCACUUUACCCUAUCACCUGCGGUGAGUCGAGCCCCUGCCUUUCUAUCUUUUAGGAAAAAUUAUAGUGACACAGUAAAUACUGAAUUCACUUGGCAAAUAGGUGGCAUUGGCGUUGAGCCUCAAGAAUUGGAAAGAAAUAUGGAUAAUCACUUUAAGCUGGCAAAUAGAUGUGGUUGUGUACCUUUGCUCGAUAAAGUAGAUGUGUUCUUUGCCAAACGUGAUGUGGGUCAACUCCCUUUUGAGAUUUGAAAGACACAGGUACUUACUCCGUAUAGCAAAGAGAUAUACAGAGAAAUAAAUUGGUUUCAGUUAAGCUUUCGAACAGACUAAACAUCUCCACGAUACCUUAUUUAUUGUGAUGCUAACAUAAACCUAGUGUUUCUGCGCAUGCUCGAGUACAACUCCGGAAUCCUAUUUCUCACCAUGAACCGAGUCGGAGCCAUUGACGACGCAUUUCGUUCGCGUCUACAUCUAACUCUCUACUACCCCAAGCUCACAAAGAAGCAAACAAAACAGAUUUUCGAGAAUAAUUUUCAACGAAUCGCCGACAUAAACGUCGACCGCAGAAACAGGAAUCUGCCACCAUUCGACUACGUAAACUCGGAGAAGAAAAUCAUGCGUUGGGCCGAGGAUACCUGGAAGGAGCUGAGAUGGAAUGGUCGCCAGAUCCGCAACGCAUUGCAAACUGCCCUCGCCCUAUGCGAAUUUCAUGCUAAGAGUAGCAAUAGCGAGUCAACAAUCCCCAUCAUAACCAAGAAAGAUUUUAAAAUCGCCGCCAGUGCCUCUAUCCAAUUCAGUCAGUAUCUGUUAGCGACUCACAGUCAAGACGAAGACUCGAUGGUAGGCCGCGAGACUGUGAGAGCAAAGAACUAUGCGCCCUCCCCUGAGAUGGCCAAGUUAUUUUACUCUGAUUUCAGCACGGAGGGGGAGGAUAGCAGCGAUGAGUCGGAAGCCUCUACCGGUUCAGAUGAAUCAGAUGAGUCAGACGCCAGAAGGAAGAAAAAGAGCAGUAAGAGAAAGAAGGAAAAGGAGUCGAAGAGUAGUAAUAAGAAAGGCAAGAAGAUUUCGAACAAGGAUGAAAAAUCGGAAAAGUCCGAAAAAAAAGAAAAAGGAAAAGAAGAAGAAGAAGGAAGAAACCGAAGACUCUGAAGACUCUGACUGAAUUCGCUUCUGGAACUUCAAAUUCCUAAACAGCUUUCUAGACUUUAACACUAGGUGAGACAGCUAUAUUGAUGAAGCGCCCGUUUCCUCUUUUCCCCUUUUCUAUAUUAAAAAUCUACUCUCAUACACUCCUAUCUCUUUGAGUAUAAUCUGAUAUCAAAAUUCGCUGUCGAAUAUAUUUUUAGAGGUUUUGGCGAAGGUUUCGGCUAACUUUCGGAUGGGUUUAACCUUAGAACUAAACAGUGUUUUGGGAGAUUCUGCAUUUACCUAUAUCUUUACUGUUUAUGUCUGUUGAAUUAGCCACCCUAGAAAUAUGAAGUUAUUGAUUUAUUUUCAAGAACCGUGAUCUUUCCAUCUCAAAUAAUGGAUAUGUCUUAGACUAUCCCAAAAGGAAGCUAUGGAGAAGUCGCCAGUGAAGAUGGAAAGCCAAAUAAAGCAAGAGCGAGGGAAAGCUUUCCCUUAUAUUCCCCGAUCAUUUCCGCUACU
Messenger RNA from Sclerotinia trifoliorum, 4754 nucleotides. The record is from the annotation of a GenBank genome assembly. Lineage: Eukaryota; Fungi; Ascomycota; Leotiomycetes; Helotiales; Sclerotiniaceae.